ACCAUCCAAAAAAUGAACUUCGAGUACACAUCUCGAGCAGCACCACUCCACAGCAGGAUCCGCCGCCACCAUCUUUCAGCUUGAUGAAAAACGGCGAAGUCGACGUCGACGACGACGAAGACGAUCAAGAACAGCAGGAGAAGCAGCAACCAAGAAGUCUGUCAGAUCAAAACUUGAGCCAGCAGCAGCAACAGCAGCAGCGACAGCAUGACCACCAUGCCGAGCAGCAACUAGAACAACUCAACAAAUCCUCCGACGCCAUCGCCGAUCAAGCCGACAGCAAAGAAGGCUCCAAAGAUGCGGGAAGCUGGAGCACCCACGCCACCUCGGUGCUCCUCGACGUCUUCCGCGAGAAGAGGCUUGCGAUCAACGGGAGGAACUUCCGGGGAGAGGAAUGGGAGGAGCUCGCCAGCAGCGUCAACGAGCGAUGCUACGCCAUCACUCCUCCAAACAGUAGCAACUUGACCACCAUCGCCACCGCCAGCAAUUCUUCCAAGGAGCUGUGGAAGAACGCCAAGCAGUGCUCCUACAAGAUGAGCAAUCUCAAGCGCAAGUACAAGAGCGAGAAGGAGAUGAUCCAGUUGACUGGAAGCCUUAGCUCCAGCUCUGGCUGGCAGUGGUUCUCCAAGAUGGAGGCCAUCUUUGGGAGCGAUCCAAAGUAUGCGACUUUCAGCUCCGGGAUCUCUUCGGGAUCUGAGCUCGCGCUCCAUGCAAGCAAAGGCGACUUGAUCGUUGAUGCCGUGGCUGGUGCCACCGACGAGGAGAUAUUUGGAGCCAACAACAAGGUGGUGGUGAUCAACAGCACUGACAAGAGGAUCUUGCGGAACAACAGCUUCGAUCCGGGCGUGCUCCUCCCGCCCAGCAAGAGCGCCUCCACGAACAACUUGGAUGGAUCGUCACCCUCGACGGAUCCGCGGCGGGAGACUGCCGCCGAGAGCAGUCCUCGAGAGUUUUACACCACGACGAGCAAGCAUUCGCAUUCCAAAAAGAAGCUUUGCGUGAUCAACUCGGGACAGAUUCCAGCAGCGGGGGUGGGCGGAUCGCCAGCGGCGGCAGCGGCGGCAGGAGGAUCGAUGGAGGGAUCGUUUCCGGCCAGUUUUUCGGAUUCGAUCAAGCUCCUGCUCAUGCAGCAAAAGGAGGCGAUCAAUCUUCUCCGGGAGCUGAGUUAUAACAGGCCACCAUCUUCACAGCAAAGACAUGAUCCGGAGAGCUCGGAAUUUGGAGCUCGUAGAGAUCUUCUAGACUUAAAGUCGAGAAUCGAUGCGGCCGACAUGGAGCUAGUCUACUUGAAACAACUUUGUGAAUCCAAGGAGAAAGAGCUCAAGGACGCGAUGCAAGUUUACGAGGACAAGAACAAGUACCGCAACGAGCUCGUGAGAAGCUUAUGGAGAUGGCGUGGAUCGUGCCACGCGGCUGCCUUAAGUUUUUUCCCGCUCAAAAUUCUAAUUUGUUUAUUUCUCUCUCGUGAGCCAGCUCUAGGGUUCUUGGGCGCGCUCGCUGGGAUGGGAUGGCGAUUCUGCGCUGGAUUGGUGGAGUCGCGAGUGCUGGGAUUGAGAUCGCUUUGGAGCGCUCAUGAUCUCAUGAACGAGAGUCUUAGCAGAAAAGAAAAGAAAAGUUCUUCUGGCGAUCAGAAGAGGAAAAAACAAAGGGCAGUCUUGGCUGGAUCUAAUCGAGCAGAGGACAGUGCGCCAGUUGAUAUAGUUGAUGUGACACCAAAGAAUAUUGGAUCGAAAAGCUCUCCCAUGGUUUGUUUUGUGUUUUAUAAGCUGCGGCUGCUGUGGGUUUAUGAUUUCAGGGAUGAACACAAGACAAAAGGACCGCCUCUAAUCACCAAGGACAGACAUUCUGAUUUACAGUUCUUGCAUCUCAAUGUUCAGCACACCUCGUUCCUCAUGAUUUUACGGGAGUCCUUUUAG
Molecule: messenger RNA, 1916 nt
Organism: Selaginella moellendorffii
Lineage: Eukaryota; Viridiplantae; Streptophyta; Lycopodiopsida; Selaginellales; Selaginellaceae
Exons: 8
Coding region: 84-1916 (610 amino acids)
Cellular component (GO): nucleus
Molecular function (GO): transcription cis-regulatory region binding
Source: RefSeq, a predicted model, not a curated record